Molecule: messenger RNA, 136 nt
Organism: Dentiscutata erythropus
Lineage: Eukaryota; Fungi; Glomeromycota; Glomeromycetes; Diversisporales; Gigasporaceae
Source: the annotation of a GenBank genome assembly
GUCCCUUGAAAUCGAUGUUACGUUACAAAUUCCUGCUACAAUAGAGUUCUCUCCGAUAUUGAUAUUUUUAAUUCAACUAAUAUCAGAUCGGCGAUUGGGCUUAAAAAUAUCAUCGAUCUUACUUUCAAGUGAAUAG